Molecule: messenger RNA, 1800 nt
Organism: Zasmidium cellare ATCC 36951
Lineage: Eukaryota; Fungi; Ascomycota; Dothideomycetes; Mycosphaerellales; Mycosphaerellaceae
Exons: 4
Coding region: 1-1800 (599 amino acids)
Biological process (GO): actin filament polymerization; protein phosphorylation
Cellular component (GO): cytoplasm; actin filament
Molecular function (GO): microtubule binding; actin binding; ATP binding
Source: RefSeq, a predicted model, not a curated record
AUGGCUGAAGCUUCUGACGAGCCGCCUCCGCCUCCGCCUGGAUCUCCACCUCCACCUCCCCCUCCGGAUUUGCCUCCCCCUCCCCCUCCGCCUGAGUCUCCCCCUCCCCCUCCGCCUACGCCUCCUCCGCCUCCAGCUCCAAAACUCUUCGCCUUUGGGAGUGAAUGUUUUGAGGAUGGCAAUUCAGCGCAAGAAUGCAUUGACUUCGUGCUGCCGGCGGAACUGGAAGAGCUCCGAACAUCGCACGGGAAGACUUAUCAGUCAGUCGUGAAGCACUACCAUAAAUUCGACGAGUUUCAGCGCAUCAUAGACAAGAGAUCUAGUGCGGUCGAAACAAGCGAGGUCGCCAUUCAGACACCGGGUAUCAGGCGGAACGACCAGAUCAAAGAACUUGAUAGUCAACAUGACAACCUGGGGCACAUCUACAAGUCUCUAGAAAAUCAGCGCGUUGCGGUUGAAUGGAUUAGAGGACUCUUUGUCGAGAAGAUCACACGUCCUACAGUGCUGGGCUUUCAACUCGGAUCUCGGGCAAAGUCCCUGAAGAGUAGGAUCGAGGAUGCGAAGAAUCGAAGAGAUAGGAAGAAGUUGAACAGCCACCGGAUCAGAAGGACGAUGUUGGGGCGGAAGAGGUUACGUGCAGACGGCUGUCACCCUCGUCACUCUGAACUUCAAAAGAAGGCUGCCAAAGCCGCCGAAGUCAUCCCAGAUCUCCACGAUGGCCGCAAGAAUCCAUUGGAUGAUCGGAACUCUAAACUAAGAUGGUUCAAUGUUCACAAAUCAAUCGGUUCCGGGUCGUGCGGGAAGGUAUCCCUCCAGUUGGGCGUUGACAGCAACAACGUGAUUCGUGACAGAGUGGUGAGAAAAGUCGUUACGAUUAUACCAGAAAUGAGGAGAUCACCGGCUUAUUUUCGAGGCAACCUCAAGGUCGAGGUCCACGGCAAUGGCUUCGGAGAAGGCGAUGUCAGCGGCAAUGUCACUGGCAAGAUAUGGCCGCUUGAGUGGGUCACGCAGACACUUGCGUGCAAUGCCACGGAUGCACAGUCUAUUCUGCCUAUACUUGGCGGAUCGACAUUUCCCGACGACGAGAAGAGUUUCACGAUACACACCGCGUACGCCCCAGGCGAUAACCUCCUAGAUCUACGGAACCGAAUGAAAGGACGAUUACCAACGCCGUUUCUGCUCCUGUGUUUCAAGCAACUCGUCGACUCUGGCUUGAUCCUGAAGCAGGGCAGUCUUUUGAAGGCGACUGCACGGGCGGAAUGGGAACAAAUCAUCCACCAAGACUACAAACCAGAUAACGUCUUUCUUAGUCUUCCUGACGAGGAAUACUUUCCUAUGUAUCCACAACCGCAACUGUCGGAUUUUGGGCUUGCGUCUCUGACGAAGGAGCAUGACGAAUUGAAUCCCCAUUACUGGGCGACGGGGAGUGUUGGUCAUGGUUACAAGUCCCCAGAGCAAUUCGCAUUUGAAGACCCGCAAACCGGAACUCCCGUCGACGACUUUGAGAUGUUGUGCCCAUGCAAUGUCUGGGGAAUUGGCACCACCAUGCUGGCGCUCAUACAUACUGCAGAUAAGGACCGUUAUCCAGCAGCGCUCUGUGAUCUCAUUCACAAUUGCAUGAACUUCCAGCCAUGGGAUAGGCUGACGCUGGAGCAUCUACAGGCGGAGAUCGCGAAGCUCAUAAACGAGGAUGAGUAUUGCAAGAAAGCGGCUGCUGGAGAGAAUCCGCGUGACCGCAAGAAUGAAAUCUCGUGGAAGUCAGAUGGGUACAAAACUGGAAUGGCAUUACCACCACGAUGA